CUCAUGGAGCCGUCCGGAGGGGAGCAAGAGCCCGGAGCCGUCAGGCUCCUGGACUUGCCAUGGGAAGACGUAUUGCUCCCUCACGUUCUCAGCUGGGUACCGCUGCGACAGCUGCUCCGCCUGCAGCGCGUCAGUCGGGCAUUCCGGGCGCUCGUGCAGCUGCACCUGGCAGGACUGCGCCGCUUCGAUGCCGCUCAGGUGGGUCCCCAGAUCCCGCGAGCUGCAUUGACCCGGCUGCUGAGGGACGCCGAGGGGCUGCAGGAGCUGCUGCUGGCCCCCUGUUACGAAUGGCUGUCCGAUGAGGAUCUGGUGCCAGUGCUGGUGCGGAAUCCGCAGCUGCGGAGUGUGGCGCUGGCUGGCUGCGGGCAACUGAGCCGCCGCACGUUGGGGGCGCUGGCAGAGGGCUGUCCCCGUCUGCAGCGCCUGUCUCUAGCUCACUGUGACUGGGUGGACGGACUGGCGCUGCGCGGCCUUGCGGAUCGCUGCCCGGCCCUGGAGGAGCUAGACCUCACCGCCUGCCGCCAGCUUAAGGACGAGGCCAUCGUGUACCUGGCGCAGAGGCGCGGUGCAGGCCUUCGAAGCCUCUCGUUGGCGGUCAACGCUAACGUGGGUGACCCUGCCGUUCAGGAGUUGGCUCGCAACUGUCCACAACUAGAGCAUCUUGACCUCACCGGCUGUCUCCGAGUUGGAAGUGACAGCGUCAGGACUCUGGCUGAAUAUUGCCCCGCACUUAGAUCACUGAGGGUACGGCAUUGCCACCAUGUGGCGGAGCCCAGCCUGAGCCGCUUACGGAAGCGUGGUGUGGACAUCGACGUGGAACCGCCGCUGCACCAGGCCCUGGUAUUGCUGCAGGACAUGGUGGAUUAUCCACCCCUUUUCAACCUGCAAGUCUGA
Elephantulus edwardii (Cape elephant shrew) is the source of this 894-nucleotide messenger RNA. RefSeq names its product F-box and leucine-rich repeat protein 15 (gene FBXL15). Gene Ontology annotation, molecular function: protein binding. The record is from RefSeq and is a predicted model, not a curated record. Gene Ontology annotation, biological process: SCF-dependent proteasomal ubiquitin-dependent protein catabolic process. Lineage: Eukaryota; Metazoa; Chordata; Mammalia; Macroscelidea; Macroscelididae. The coding region runs from base 4 to 894 and encodes 296 amino acids. Gene Ontology annotation, cellular component: SCF ubiquitin ligase complex. The transcript is spliced from 4 exons.